AUGGCAGCCAACUACUGGGAGUCAACCCAGAGGCGCUUCUGGCAAUUCUCGAAAGAUGAACUUGCUCAGAUGCGCGACGAACUAGAGAAAAGCGACCAGGCCCUGGUACAAAUGUUUCCCUUGCCACGGAGGACGCAUCUAAAUAUAUACUUUAAUCAACAAAUUGGUCGUUUAGGGAAGAGACUCAACAUCAAACAACAAGCUGUUGCUACAGCCCAGCUAUAUAUAAAGCGAUUCUAUUGCAAAGUAGAAAUUCGUCGAACGAAUCCAUAUCUCGUUCUCACCACGGCGCUAUACCUAGCUUGCAAGAUGGAGGAAUGCCCGCAACAUAUUAGAAUGUUUGUGACGGAGGCGCGAUCUCUAUGGCCAGACUUACUUCAUGCUGAUGUUUCGCGCGUCGGCGAAUGCGAGUUCUUCCUCAUAUCCGAGAUGAACUCUCAACUAAUAGUCCACCAACCUUACCGAACGUUAACGAGCCUUCAAUCCGACUUUUUCCUUACUCCAGAUGAGAUUAACCUAGCAUUGUCGGUAAUCAACGAUCACUACAUGACGGACUUACCGCUCUUAUAUGCGCCACACAUCAUUGCGCUUACGGCCAUUCUCCUGUCCCUAAUCCCUCGUCCGAAUAAUAAUGCCAAUAUGGCCGCAGUAACGGCGGCGUUAACGCAAGCCCAACAAAGCCGAUCUAGUACCAGUACCGGCCAAAAUACACCUGGAGCCACCGAGAAAGACAAGCAACAAGAUGUGCGAAUGGGCAAGAUACAGCGUUUCGCUGCUUUCCUUGCUGAGAGCACCGUGGAUAUUGAGGGUAUGAUAGACUGCACACAAGAACUAAUUUCGUUCUACGAAUGCCAUGAGCAGUAUAAUGAUAAGAUAAUGCGCGAGCAAGUUAACAGAUUCGUCAAGGCCAGAGGGUUAGACAAGCACUAG
Molecule: messenger RNA, 930 nt
Organism: Daldinia childiae
Lineage: Eukaryota; Fungi; Ascomycota; Sordariomycetes; Xylariales; Hypoxylaceae
Product: RNA polymerase II holoenzyme cyclin-like subunit
Exons: 3
Coding region: 1-930 (309 amino acids)
Biological process (GO): positive regulation of transcription by RNA polymerase II
Cellular component (GO): nucleus; mediator complex
Molecular function (GO): cyclin-dependent protein serine/threonine kinase regulator activity
Source: RefSeq, a predicted model, not a curated record